This is a messenger RNA of Trichomonas vaginalis G3, 492 nucleotides long. RefSeq lists its product as uncharacterized. The transcript has a single exon. Lineage: Eukaryota; Parabasalia; Trichomonadida; Trichomonadidae. The record is from RefSeq and is a predicted model, not a curated record. The coding region runs from base 1 to 492 and encodes 163 amino acids.
AUGACGACUAACUAUUUAGUGCCAAACACUAAACCGAUUAAUGGAAAUGUGUUUCAUUCAUUCGAAAAGAUAAAUGAAAUAUUCGCAAAGAAUGAUGGUAGAAGAUAUUAUAGAGAACUUGAAAGUUCAUGCUAUGACUCUGAUGCUCCAUAUUUUGAUGAUAAACAAACUCAUUUAAGAAUUACAAAUCCAGCUCAUGAUGUGAACCAAUUAGGUGACACAUAUAUUAAACGCAAAGUUAAAGCAACUCUAGUUUCAAAUAAAGCUUUCACAUGUGAUGCCGCUUUUAAAUGCAUGCGUUUAUUCGUUGGUUACAAAUCAUCAAAUCAAAGCUUUAAACAAUUAGAAGUAGAAACCGAAAGAGGUGAUGCUGGUUAUCUUCAGAUGGAUUGCGCCCGUGAAUCUUUCGCAUUUGCAACAUAUAAACCAAAAUCAGAAAGGAAAGUUAAAAAGUUUGUUCAUUCGUUAUAUAAUAAUGUUCAAAAAAUAUGA